AUGGGCGUGGAUCGGAAUUCCAGCCGCAGUGCCGUGGCGCGGGGAUCGCCAUCGCCGAGAGCCGCCACGGCCGCAGCGGCAGCGGCUGCUGGGGGAUUGGCGCCGCCCGUGGCGAUGAGCGGCGGCCCUCCUCUCAAUCUCAUGUUUGAUCCGCGGGUAGUGCGUGGUCCGACCUACAGUAAGAUGAAGACUGGAUUCAAAGCUGAGCCUCCUCCCCCAGAGAGGAAGGCCGUCAAGAAGAAAAGAAAAGUUCCUGCUUACAGUACCACACCUCCUACGAUCGAUGGAAGAAAAAACAUGGACAUCCAGACAGAUGUCUAUCUGGAGGAGCUAGUUGACAGGAUUCCAGAGUAUGACAUUGAUACUCAAACUGAUCCGUUCUUGGACAGACCAGCCACUCCGCUUUUUAUUCCACAGAAGCCGGGUCCGGAUAUCGGGACACAGAUCGAAGAAGGAGACCUCUUUAAUUUCGAUGAGGAGGUUGAGCCAAUGCUUGAGGUGUUGGUAGGCAGGACCGUCGAGCAGGCAUGGAUGGAAGUAACGGAAGAACGGCAGCUUGCCGAGUUGCACAAGCACCAGGAUCAUUUCGAGAAAAUCCGUGCGGCAGAACUGGUUGCGACACAGAGAAUGGAGUUCUCCGAAUGGAGAAAGAUUGAAGAAAAGAAGAGACGUGUUGAGCAAGAAAAGAAACGGCUUGAAGAAGAACGGAAACUGAAGGAGCUAAUUGAAACUCAAAACUUUGCAAGGGAGUAUUUGAAGAAGAUGACAGACUCCGUGCUUUCGUACCUUGAAUCUGAGGACUACUUCUAUGACCCUGUUGAACGAGAGGUUGAGAACCAUUUUAUGCCAAUGCUGGCGGAAAACAUGGAGAGGGAGUUGGAGAAGAUUGUUUGCGCUCGAAAUACAUUGCACUGUGUGGUGGAGGCUGCCACGAUUUCCCAAGAGUCGAGGGCAUUGAAUGUUGUUAGCGCCAUGGUCAACACAAUCAUUAUGUCCGUGGAGUCCUACAUGACGGAAGUUGCUACAGCUGAUUCCGCUGAUUAUGUGAGGGACGUGCUGGACAUAGUCGAGCAGACUACAAGAGAGCUGACAGCAAGCUCGACGACAUUCUUCUGCGACUUCCUGCGCUACUUCGAGUCGGUUGAGAUGCAAGUGGUGUACGAAGUCCGGACCAUGCUGAGAAGGGUGAUUACGAGACACGAAGAAGAGGAACAGGUGGCGGUGGAAGUCGGGGCGAUUUUCCGGAGGGUGGUAGAGCAGAAUACCGAGCCCCCGCCAGCACCUCCUCCAGAGCCAGCUGCGGCACCGCCGCCACCACCGGCAGAGGGUGAAGAAGCUCCAGCAGAAGGUGGAGGCCAAACAGCAGCGGAAUAGGAUACGGGGGAUUAUGACAAGGUGGCCAGAUUGUAAACACGCUUUCGUUGUUGGUGGAAUGCUGGUUUUCUAGCAGGCACGAUCAGUUUUAAUUCCUUUUUACAACUUGCUCCUCACAUUCUUUCUAAAAAACACUAGUAGUAAAUUGUUCUGUUUUGUUUUUAUUCGGUUGUUAAGUUUAAAAUACAGAGGCGAAAA
Selaginella moellendorffii is the source of this 1572-nucleotide messenger RNA. Its product is annotated as flagellar radial spoke protein 3. NCBI's taxonomy places the organism in Eukaryota, Viridiplantae, Streptophyta, Lycopodiopsida, Selaginellales, Selaginellaceae. The record is from RefSeq and is a predicted model, not a curated record. The coding region runs from base 1 to 1374 and encodes 457 amino acids. Gene Ontology annotation, cellular component: cilium. The transcript has 8 exons.